AACUUCCUGGUAGUAGAGUGUGAAACCACUUUGUAGUUUAUGAACUAGAACACAGUCAGGAGUACUACUGCUGUUGCCUUCCAGCGCUGGGUCUUGGAAGAUUGUCCAUCAUGCUGUUCUGCGAGGUUUAUGCAGAGAUGAAGCCGGAUUCGUUCGAGUCAGAGCCGCGCUUACAGCCCACUGACCGAGUCUUGGACCUGGGUCUGGCAGAAGAUCACCUCUCUCACCCUGUGGACUCGUUCAUCUCCUCGGAUAUCGAGCAUCUGAAGCAGGCCAUUGAGGACUGCAGGCACCUCAUCCUGGAGCUGCCAGAGCACUCGGAGAAGCAGAAAGACACGGUGGCCAAACUGAUUCACCUCCGCCUCAAACUGCAGGAACUCAAGGACCCUGGUGAAGACAAGCUCAAUAUGCGAGUCCUGCUGGAGCAUCGAUUCUACAAGGAGAAGAGUAAAAGCAUCAAGCAGACCUGUGACAAGUGCAGCGUCAUCAUCUGGGGGCUCAUCCAGACCUGGUAUACCUGCACAGGUUGUUCCUAUCGGUGCCACAGCAAAUGUCUGAACACCAUUGCCAAACCCUGCAUGAGGUCAAAGGUCAGCCACCAGUCUGAGUACGAGAUGAACAUCUGCCCGGAAAGCGGACUGGACAGCCAGGAUUACAGGUGUGCAGAGUGUCGGGCACCUGUCUCGCUGAGGGGCAUCCCGAAUGAAGCGAGACAGUGCGACUACACUGGUCAAUAUUACUGCAGCAACUGCCACUGGAACGACAUGGCUACCAUCCCUGCUCGAGUCAUUCACAACUGGGAGUUUGAGUCCAGAAAAGUGUGUCGCUCUUCGAUGAGGUACCUCAGCUUGAUGAUAUCACGGCCUGUCCUAAAGCUCAAAGACAUCAACCCAUUGCUCUUCAACUUUGUGGAAGAGCUGGUGGAAAUUCGGAAACUGCGUCAGGACAUCCUGCUGAUGAAGCCGUACUUUAUCACAUGUAAAGAAGCCAUAGAGGCCAGGCUGCUGCUACAGUUGCAGGAGCGGCAGCACUUCGUAGAAAAUGAUGAAAUGUACUCCCUGCAAGACCUGAUUGACAUCUCCAGUGGACGCCUGAGCUCCUCUUUAACUGAAAUCCACACCACCUUCGUCAAGCACAUCAAACUGGACUGCGAGAGAUGCCAGGCGAAAGGUUUUGUGUGCGAAUUGUGUAAAGAAGGAGAUGUCCUCUUCCCCUUUGACAGUCACACCUCAGUGUGUCCCGACUGCUCCGCUGUUUUCCACAGGGACUGUUACCAUGACAAUUCCACCACCUGCCCAAAAUGUGCAAGGAUGUCAGAGCGAAAACAGCCUGUGGUGCCCCUGGUCAGCCGGGAGUGAUAAAACAAGAGGAAGCCUCGUCUAAUCGAAUACUGGUGCCCAGAUAGUUAGUGGAAUAGGAAGUGCUUAAAACAGAGCUUAGAGCUUGCCAGUGCUGGACAAGUAACAGCCUGGUGCUCCACAACAAAGACGCCUUGUUUUAUACAGAUUUUAUAUGUAUACCAGUAAUGAAAAUGGAUGUAAAUACAGCCUUCAGGAAAGUAGACACAGUAGCUCUGUUGACAAAAAAAAUAGACAAGCCUGUUGUAGAUUUAAGGCAUGUGGAACCUUGCUUUCAGGCUAUUAUUGUUAUUAAUCUUUAGGAUUUGUUUUAUAUUUAGAUCUCCUAAAAUCUGGCAGUCUAAUCCUGCCUUGGCAGGUUCUUUUUAGAAUACUACAUUCCAUACAAAUAACUGAAUCUGUGGACAGUUUACCACUAUAAUUCAGGCAGAACCAGGGAGUUCAAAGGAAACAAAGGAAUCCUUACCUUAAACUUCUGAACAGGCUGACUGGUGGUUACGUCAGGCCAGGAAAUGCAGGACGCAGAGUGGUGAGCUGAAUUGAGCUGGUGUGCAGAUUUAAUAAGCAAACAAACAGUUAUCACAAAAUGGAAAACAAAUGGCACGUUGGCCAAAAUAAUAGACAGAUACAAAACAGACAAGAAACAAAACACAAGUAUCGUGCUGCUGUAAACCAGCACGGGUAACAAUUGCUUUCUAAUAAUAUAGACUUGUCUCACAACUCGCGUCACGUCACCACAUACAACAUAAAACACAAAAACUAUGCACAGGGGUGUGGCACCAUGCCACACACUGCAAAAGGAAACUGUCCAAGUAUCCAAAACAUAAUAAUAAAACAAACAUUAUAGUAUAUUGUACUGGGAGAAAUCCCUAUCGUCUUUCCACAACUUGUUGUAUUAUAUGUGAUGCAUAAUACAGCUCCAAACAAUGAAGGUAUAUUCAGGCAAAAACAUGUAUAUACAGCACACAUCAACACACUCAAUGCCAGUGUCCCUGAAGGUCACACGGCAUAUUGACAUAUGAUGGAUAGACAAUAAGGCAUGUAUGGAAGGGGGACAAUUUGGAAAUGUUGCACUAAAAUGACUCAAAAGGGCCAAUAGGCAUGAUCUCAAUACAGGAUUUGUAACACUUAAUUUAUCUAUAUAUCUGAAAAUCCAUUCAAUGUUUGGAGACAUGUAGAUCAGAGUGGUGGUGAGCGACAGUAGUAAGACAGAUGUACACCAAUUAUAUAUAAUUAUGUAUAGGUUUGUAUUCCCAUUUUAAAUAAUGAUAUACAGCAUACUAAUAUUGAUUAUAAAAUCUCUGUGAAUUGUUUUUGCUGAAUGGUAAAAUAAGUGUUGCAUUGCUACAGAAUAGUAUACUGGUUGAUUGAUUUUUUUUAUCCCCCUUAAUAGAAAAUUACAUGAAUCGGUUUGUGGCAUUUUUGGAAGAAGCACGAACAAAAGGACAGUAGUGUAACAGAAUAUUCACUGACAUUAUUCAUUAUGGUUAGGCUUCGGCUCACCACGAGCCUCUAUAGUAUUAAACGGUUACAGAUAGAUUAUUCAUUAUUUGUUGUUCAAAGUCUGAAGUGUGCACAUUUGGAUUUGAUGCAUACUACUUAUGUUUACUGUGUAAUUAUUUGUUUUAAAAUAAUUGAAUGCUUGUUGCCUUAUCAUUCACCAGACUAUACAGUUAAAUGUAAUGACACUUUUUUAGAAUUACACUAUAUAUUCCAGCCACUAUCAUUUAUUUUGCCUUAUGAAGCAUAAUAGAAUUCACUAUUGUUAAGUACCUCAAGCAACUAUAAACUGUUAUAUUAUGCCAUUGACAAAUUAUGUGGACAUGUAUUAUUGAUGCAUGAAUAAAAUCCUAAUUAUACUGCCAAAACGGUGUAUUUUGUGACUUCACAAUUGACAAACCCCAUACAAACUCAAAAUGGAGUUCUUGGAUGUAAAUCUGCAUUACCAUUGCCUUCUGGAUACUGCUCUUCAUGAACAAGCUGUGCCCGUGAACGGACCUUUCACCCUUCAAGCAGGUUAGCUGAGGUCUGGUUAUGGCCUAUCAGUGUUGCAGUAUUCAGCACUGACCCGUCUCCUCAAGAAAAGCAAAACAGCAAUACGUAAGCUUAAAGAUAAGGUGGAUCCUAGUCAAAAACCAUUAAAGACUUUGUGAUACCCAAAAUGAAACUGACAAAAAAAUGUAUUAUAACAUGACCAUUUGUGUACACAACUAA
Polyodon spathula (Mississippi paddlefish) is the source of this 3572-nucleotide messenger RNA. RefSeq names its product differentially expressed in FDCP 8-like. The transcript is spliced from 11 exons. The record is from RefSeq and is a predicted model, not a curated record. NCBI's taxonomy places the organism in Eukaryota, Metazoa, Chordata, Actinopteri, Acipenseriformes, Polyodontidae. Bases 111 to 1358 code for a protein of 415 amino acids.